CUCGAGAAGGUAGAGGGGUCUUCCUCUUUAAAUUACGCUAUAAAACAAUAUCAAGAAGCUCAAUUAUAUCGAAAUUGGUUUGACCCAUUAAAAAUAAACUUUUUGCAAAUAAAAGAACCCAAUAAUUAUGCUACUAUUUUAUGUAAAGUAUAUGAUUUAGAAAUACUCCAUGCAUUACUCGAUACAGGUUCAGAUGGGUCACAUAUUUCUGAAAAUAUCACAAACCAUUUUAUAAAAUAUUUUGGGUUAAAAUUAGAUAGAAAAAAGAUUUAUAGACUAACAGGUGCUGUAGGCAAAAAACAAUCUAUUGGAAGCUUUUCUGAUAUACCUGUUACUAUAGGUAUUGAAAAGGAUACCUUAAUAAUUUCAGAUGAGUUUUCAGUUUUACCAACAGAAAAAGAUAAUAAUGCUAGCUGGGAACCUAUAGUAAAGGGUGAGUUUACAGCAUCAGCUAAUGGAAAGACUAUUACUAUUCCACUUUCU
Messenger RNA from Racocetra fulgida, 483 nucleotides. The record is from the annotation of a GenBank genome assembly. NCBI's taxonomy places the organism in Eukaryota, Fungi, Glomeromycota, Glomeromycetes, Diversisporales, Gigasporaceae.